AGUAACAAAAUAAACAACGAAAACGUCAACACUAGAGACGUGUAGGAUUUCCGUUAUACAAAUUUAAUACAUUUCUACUAUAAGACGUCGUAGGAUCUGCUGAACGGUUUUGUUAUAAGCUAUUUGGUAAACUUCCUUAGAAUAGUGUCCUUUUUCAGUAGUGAAACUAAAACCACCAGCGAAAUGUUGAAGGCGAUAAUUUUGAUCGGAGGCCCCGAGAAAGGUACCCGAUUCCGACCGCUUUCGUUGGACACUCCGAAACCUUUGUUCCCCGUGGCUGGCAAACCAAUAAUUCAGCACCAUGUGGAGGCAUGCGUUCGAAUUAAGGAACUUAAGGAAAUUCUCAUUCUUGGCUUCUACCCGAGCUCACAGCUGCAACAGUUUGUCAGUAAUAUGCAAAAUCUGUACGACGUAAACAUUCGCUACCUGCAGGAGUUUACUUCACUGGGGACAGCCGGUGGAAUGUACCACUUCCGGGACCAAAUUCGAUCCGGCAAUCCUUCGGCGUUCUUUGUGCUAAACGGAGAUGUGUGCGCUGAUUUUCCCUUGCAAGAGCUGUACAAUUUUCAUCUCAGUAAAGGCGAGAAAGCUUUGGUUUCAAUCAUGGGUACGGAAGCAACUCGCCAGCAAGCGGUUCACUAUGGAUGCCUGGUUCUGGGCAAGGACCAGGAAGUCACACAUUACGUCGAAAAGCCGCGCUCCUAUGUUUCAACUCUCAUUAAUUGUGGCGUUUAUGUUUGUUCUCUGGAAGUGUUCGGUCGUAUGGGUACUGUAUUCCAUUCGAAACAACUAGAUUACAAUAGUCUAAACAAUGGUACUGGGAAAGACGUCGGUCAUAUACAACUGGAACAGGAGAUUCUUACACCGCUGGCAGGAACGGGUGUGAUGUUCGCUCUUCCGGUGACCAAUUGGUGGUCACAGAUCAAGACUGCCGGAUCGGCGAUUUAUGCUAACAGACACUUUUUAGCUCUUUAUAAAAACACCCACCCGGAACGGUUGGCGAACGCCGGAUUUAAAACAUCGGAGCAAGGCUCGGGAAGCUUAGUAUGCAACAUCAUUCCGGAUGUCCACAUACAUCCCACCGCUUCGGUGCAUCCUACGGCAACGCUCGGUCCGAAUGUAUCAAUCGGUCCAGGGGUUGUCAUCGGACCAGGUGUUCGCAUCCGGGAGUCUAUAAUUCUGGAAAAUGCUGUCAUCAAAGAUCACACCUUGGUUCUGCACAGCAUAGUGGGACGAAGUUCGCAAAUUGGGCUAUGGGCUCGCGUCGAAGGCACCCCGAGCGAUCCGGAUCCGAACAAGCCGUUUGCCAAAAUGGAAAAUCCACCACUGUUCAACAGCGAUGGGCGAUUGAAUCCAUCGAUCACCAUUCUUGGUUACGCGGUUAACGUUCCAUCGGAGAUGGUAGUUCUGAACUCGAUCGUCCUACCGCACAAAGAGUUGAAUCGCAGUUUCAAGAACGAGAUUAUUCUGUAGCGAGUAACGGAGGGAUAUCAGGGCGUUGAUCGUGGAUGUUACCACAGUAAAAUAAAUGUGCCAGUUAGGGAAAAUAAAAUUUUUCCGAAUA
Molecule: messenger RNA, 1564 nt
Organism: Wyeomyia smithii (pitcher-plant mosquito)
Lineage: Eukaryota; Metazoa; Arthropoda; Insecta; Diptera; Culicidae
Gene: Gmppa
Product: mannose-1-phosphate guanyltransferase alpha-A
Exons: 5
Coding region: 184-1473 (429 amino acids)
Biological process (GO): biosynthetic process
Cellular component (GO): cytoplasm
Source: RefSeq, a predicted model, not a curated record